AUAUUGAAAAUAAAAUAAACAAUAUUAUUUAUAGUAAUAUGAACUAAUUAAACGACUAUUAAUAUUAGUUAAAAUAUCACACCUGCGCUUGUAGAAUAAUUUUGUAGGGAAUCAAACAGAAGAAUACCAUUAAUCGGUAAUAAUAAUAUGUCUAGUGCCAAUGUCCAGACCAGUUCGUAUAAUAAGUUCUACAUACUGUUUCAGAUUAUUGGAUUAACACUAAUAUUUUAUGUAUACCAAUGGAUUGUUCAAUAUCGGGGAGGAUUUAGUUUCACUGAACCUAAAAAAAUAUUCAAUUGGCAUUCAAUAUUGAUGACAAUUGCAUUCGUUUAUUUAUUUGCAAAUGCUAUUCUUCAUUAUCGUACAUUUCAGAAUAAUACGAAACGAAAAUUAAAAAACCAGCAUGCUAUUAUUCAUGGUUGCAUAUUAAUCCUUAUUGUAUUUGCUGGAUUUGCUGUUUUUAUUUCACACCAAUAUGCUGAUCCUCCAAUUCCUCAUUUAUAUUCUUUACACAGUUGGUUAGGAGUUAUCACUGUUGUAAUGUUUUUAGCCCAGCUUUUUAGUGGACUCUAUUGUUUUUUGUAUCCGGGAGUAGCUGCACGGCAUAGAGAAACUUUAGCACCUUAUCAUGUGUUCUUUGGCAUUUCUAACUUCGUUUUAGCAGUUGCAACUGUGGUACUAGGAUUCUGUGAAAAAAUUAUUUUUUCCUUAGAAAAUCAAUACAAAAAACUCCCGGCAGAAGGUCAGCUUGCAAACAUUUUAGGUGUUCUUUGUGUAUUUUAUUGUACAUUAGUGGUUUAUAUGGUUACUAAACCUGAAUUCAAGAGACGCCCUAAUCCAGAAUUUGAGUCUCUACUUAAAUGAUGUUUUAGAAAACGAAGAGGAAAAUGCCCCGUCUUGCCCUCCCUCCGGACACCAAUGCCUAACGGGCUGACCCACUUAUGUGAGUACACCGUUAAUAUCGCUGCAGUAUAAUAACGUGCUGCAAUUGUAUGGAGAAAAUAGAGAUUCCUCGCUCUAUCAAAAUGAUUGUCAAUAUUGUAUAAAUUACCUAUAUUUUAAAUUUAAUAACCGUAGAUUAAGUGAAUAAACUCAUAAAAUGUUGUAAAAUAGUAUAGGAGUUGAUGACGAAGUUUUGUAUUAUAUUAUAUUUAUAAAUAAUUUAUAACUAUGUAACUUAUAUUAUGACCACAACUCCAAUG
Molecule: messenger RNA, 1202 nt
Organism: Diuraphis noxia (Russian wheat aphid)
Lineage: Eukaryota; Metazoa; Arthropoda; Insecta; Hemiptera; Aphididae
Product: transmembrane ascorbate-dependent reductase CYB561-like
Molecular function (GO): oxidoreductase activity
Source: RefSeq, a predicted model, not a curated record